AGUUCUUCUCCGUCUCACGUUCUCUUCCCUCUCCCCUCUCUCUCUCUCUCUCUCUCUCUCUCUCUCUCCUCUCUAAACCACUCGAAGCUAGGGUUUCGCCAAGGUGAUCUCGCUCCCCCCGGCCAUGGAGGAGGCCCCGAGGAAGACGAAACCGGAGGAGGAAUCCUCUCCUACAGAGGAUGGAUCGCCUCUCGCACCGGAGCCGAAGAGGCAGCGGAUCUCCGGCGAGGAGGAUGACGGCGGCGGCGCCGGAGGAGGAGGAGGAGGAGGGGCGGAGGAGGAGGAGGAUAUGCAAUGGGAAGCUACGGCUCCUAAUGCGACUAAGGAUUUCACUGCAGUUAAAGCAAUAGAGCAAAAUUUGAAAACAAACAGCGAACAUCUUGCCCUGCUUGAAGCAAAUUUUGGGCCAGCCAAGGAUUACAAAAAGUUCAUCUCUGCACUCAAUAAGGGCAACCAAGAUGUUUUACGUGGUUUGAGUCAAUUGAUUGAGAAUUGCGAGAUGAUGCUGGAUGGCUUGAUUGAUGAAGAACCAGUUAAUUCCUCAUUACCUGAUGAUGCAGAGGUUGACUCACCCAACAACGGUCAAUAACAAGCUGCUGCAGUCUGAGAAGAAAUGGGGAUCUGUAGAUACACAGCCACUUUGCGUAAAUACCAACAAAAGUGGUGUAAAAGCCUCAAUACCAAAUACCGAUUUUCCUUUCAACUCUAUAAUUAGUCAAUUACGUCUUACAUAAUAUGAGUUACAUCAUGGUUCGCAGAUUUGAGGGUUUUUUUUUCUUUUCUUAAUGUGUAGUAGCAUCUAAACUUGAGAAAGAUUAGUGAUACAGAGCAAGUGCUCCGUAAGUAGCUAUCAAAAAUUGUACAGGAAGAAGAGAAACAAAAUUUACACAGGCCGGCUGGUUUCUUUCUUUCUUUC
Ananas comosus (pineapple) is the source of this 916-nucleotide messenger RNA. RefSeq lists its product as uncharacterized. Bases 125 to 589 code for a protein of 154 amino acids. Lineage: Eukaryota; Viridiplantae; Streptophyta; Magnoliopsida; Poales; Bromeliaceae. The transcript has 5 exons. The record is from RefSeq and is a predicted model, not a curated record.